Messenger RNA from Hipposideros armiger (great roundleaf bat), 594 nucleotides. It is a transcript of the gene WFDC2, whose product is annotated as WAP four-disulfide core domain 2. Gene Ontology annotation, molecular function: serine-type endopeptidase inhibitor activity. Gene Ontology annotation, cellular component: extracellular region. Gene Ontology annotation, biological process: innate immune response; antibacterial humoral response. The record is from RefSeq and is a predicted model, not a curated record. The coding region runs from base 66 to 440 and encodes 124 amino acids. NCBI's taxonomy places the organism in Eukaryota, Metazoa, Chordata, Mammalia, Chiroptera, Hipposideridae. The transcript is spliced from 4 exons.
CGCGCGCGGUUAAAUCCCAUCCCGGCGGCGGCAGAUCUCACCUGCACCCCGCCGGGCGCAGCACCAUGCCUACCUGCCGUGCAGUUCUGCUCUUCGCCACCUUCCUCCUCGGCCUGCUGCUGCUCGGCUUCCCCCCGGCCACAAGCACAGGAGCAGAGAAAACAGGCGUUUGCCCAGAGCUAAAGGAGGACCUGAACUGUACUCAGGAGUGCAGUUCAGAUGGAGAAUGCGCGGACAACCUCAAGUGCUGCCGGGCGGGCUGCGCCACCGUUUGCCACCUGCCCAAUGAAAAACAAGGUUCCUGCCCCCAGGUGGACCGUCCCUUGACCCCGCUUGGCCUCUGCCGGGACCAGUGCCAGGUGGACAGCCAGUGUGCUGGCCAGAUGAAAUGCUGCCGCAAUGGUUGUGGGAAAGUGUCCUGUGUCACUCCUGUCUUCUGAGCUCCAGCCGUCACAGCCUGAGGAAUGGGGGGAGAGUGGACGUUUCUGCCUGGCACCCGCCCUGCUGCCUUCCCCUCUUUCUGGCCUCUGCCCUUCCCCCUCCUGCACUGACCACAGCUUCUUUUGCCAACUAAUAAAAUAACCAUUUCCAGCA